CAAAAACAAAGUUCUUCGCUCGGCUCCAUCAUAAAAUCCUCGUGCACAUGUGGUCAGCAUCGUCGGAAUAUUAUUCGUCUUGAAUUAUCGUCUUAAUACCCGAAAUCUACGCAAUUUCGCAAUGGAUACGAGUGAUCUGUUCCGAAAGCUCACCUGUGGAGUAAAGUUCUCCGCUAAAAAUAAUUCACUGCUUAAAAGAAAGCGCAUCCCAGCGACAAAGACGCCGGAGAAUUCGACCGAGAUCAAGUUGGAAAUUAAGGAGGAAGAUGAUUCGGACAGUGGUAUUAAAAAGCCGGAACCAAUACCAAUUUUCCCUCACAGCCCACUGGUGCUAAGCGAAGACGACAUUAAGGAUGAAAUAAAAUCGGAAGAUGACGAGAACAAUGAUUUGACGGAGCACAAACGAAUCAAACUCAUGUCACCGGAAAAGUUCAAACGCUACCAGCAGCACCGUGCCAACCGGUUACGAAACAUUCACCAAAUCAAGCUGAAGAAAUGCACCGUUCCGGUACCGGAUCCGAUCGAAAACUUCCAGCAGCUGGCAGCUGCCGAAGGUUUUAACGUUUCCAAUCAGCUAAUCAGGAAUAUAGUCGAAUGUGGCUACAAAAGUCCGACGCCGGUUCAAAUGCAAGCGAUUCCGGUGCUGCUGGAAGGGCACACUCUGCACACAUGCGCCCCAACCGGAUCGGGCAAGACGGCAGCAUUUUUGAUUCCGAUCAUACACCACCUGAAGAAACCGAUGAAGUGUGGAUUCCGAGCGUUGGUAAUUUGUCCCACCAGGGAGUUGGCUAAACAAACGCAGCGCGAAGCGCUGCGUCUUUGUGAGGAUAUUAAUCUGAGAACGCACGUUAUAACGAAGGUCGAUGAAGCGAGUACCGAUUACGGGUUGGAAAGUAAAAAGCACUACGAUAUUCUGGUGACGACUCCGAAUCGAAUCUGCUUUCUGGCUAACCGUGAUCCGCCGUUGAUUGAUUUGAGUAACAUUCAGUACGUGGUGGUUGACGAAGCUGAUAAGCUGUUUGAGGAGUCCAAGAACGGGUUCCGGGAGCAGUUGGACACGAUAAUGAAUGCUUGUACGAAUCCGUGCAAAGUGGUGGCUUUUUUCAGUGCUACCUCGACACGAGAGGUUUCGGAAUGGGCAGGGGCUAAUAUGCCGAAUCGGGUUCGGUUUUCGAUCGGAACGGCUAACACUGCUGUUGAUCUGGUGGAUCAGGAGCUGCUGUUUGUGGGGAAUGAAAGUGGUAAGCUGUUGGCGUUUCGUGAGAUGGUUCAUAAGGGACUGAAUCCGCCGGUGUUGGUGUUCGUGCAAAGCAAAGACCGAGCCCAGCAGUUGUUCACGGAGCUGAUCUAUGAUGGGUUGAACGUGGAUGUAAUUCACGCCGAUCGGAGUCAGCGGGAACGAGACAACGUGGUCCGUUCGUUUCGGGAGGGGAAAAUUUGGAUUCUAAUCUGUACGGAACUGAUGAGCAGGGGAAUCGAUUUCAAGGGUGUGAACGUUGUGGUAAAUUACGAUUUUCCACCGUCGACGAUCAGCUACGUGCACCGGAUUGGGCGAACUGGUCGUGCUGGGAGACGCGGGAAGGCGGUCACUUAUUUUACCAAGGAUGAUACCACGAAUCUGAGAAGUAUAGCUCAGCUGAUUAGGAAGGCGGGCGGUAGUGUUCCGGAGUACAUGCUGAAGUUGAGGAAAAGUUCGAAGAGGGAUAAGAAAAAACUGGAACAGAAGGCACCGAAGCGGGCGGCUAUUCGAACACUGCCGGCCUUUGAGAUGCAGGAACGGGCCAAAAAGAAGAAGCUGAUCGCUCGGUCGAAGGCGGAUAAGCGUCAGAGGAGUGCCCAAUCGAACGGGUUUCAGAAAAAGGCGGGGAAGAGUAAACUUAAGUAGAUUUGUUAUCCAUCUUAUCGUUUCAUUAGAUAAUAAAAAUGUAUUUCUCAAACUUUA
Messenger RNA from Topomyia yanbarensis, 1942 nucleotides. It is a transcript of the gene ais, whose product is annotated as DEAD box protein 52 homolog. The coding region runs from base 122 to 1885 and encodes 587 amino acids. Gene Ontology annotation, biological process: maturation of SSU-rRNA. Gene Ontology annotation, cellular component: 90S preribosome. The transcript is spliced from 2 exons. The record is from RefSeq and is a predicted model, not a curated record. NCBI's taxonomy places the organism in Eukaryota, Metazoa, Arthropoda, Insecta, Diptera, Culicidae. Gene Ontology annotation, molecular function: nucleic acid binding; ATP binding; RNA helicase activity.